Molecule: messenger RNA, 828 nt
Organism: Jaminaea rosea
Lineage: Eukaryota; Fungi; Basidiomycota; Exobasidiomycetes; Microstromatales
Product: FtsJ-domain-containing protein
Exons: 2
Coding region: 1-828 (275 amino acids)
Biological process (GO): RNA methylation
Cellular component (GO): mitochondrion
Molecular function (GO): rRNA (uridine-2'-O-ribose)-methyltransferase activity
Source: RefSeq, a predicted model, not a curated record
AUGGCAAAAAAGGCAAAGAAUGCCCGCCAUCGCGCCAAUCGACGCAUAGGUCGGGCCGCACGUCGGGACCUCGAGGACGCCUACGUGACGGCUCGCAAUGACGAACAUGUAGCGCAGUCACUUGGCCUGCCCUCUACACCUGGCGGAUGGCUGACCCGCGCUGCAUUCAAGCUCUUCGAGCUGGAUGAGAAGUGCAGAUUCCUCACGCCACAGGGCAAACGGCAGACCAUCCCGAAAGUGGUGGUGGAUCUGGGAGCCGCACCCGGGGGAUGGACGCAGAUGGCUCAAAGUGCGGCUGAAGGAGACGGGGACUCGCGCGGGUCGAUUGCUCCCCCGACUCUCUUUGCGCUGGACAAGCUUCCCCUCGCCCCCGAGCUAGCAUAUCAAGAAGGGGUCAACUUCAUUCAGGGGGACUUUCUCGAUUUCGAAGUGCAGGAUCAUCUCUCUUCGCGCAUCCAUGCCGUCACAAACAUCCCGCUCGACCAGCCCGGUGUAGACGUGGUCCUGAGCGACAUGAUGGCCAACACGUCGGGGAAUCGCAUUACGAAUACGGCGGCGUCCCUCUCCCUCGUAAUGGCCGCUCAUCACUUCUGUCUGCGCAACCUCAAGGUCGGACCGCACUCGUGGCUGGUCAUCAAAGUGUUUCAAUCGGAGGAGGCAAUGCGAUGGCGCAAGGCUGUGCUGGAGCGUUGCUUCGAUAGCGUGGGGACGCAUCGCGCAAAGACGAGUAGGGUGACGAGCCCGGAGGUCUAUUGGGUGUGUAGGGGUCAUCGUGGUGGCGGCCACGGAGCGUUAGAAGAAGCGGGAAAUCAUGAGAGCGGCUUUUAA